Molecule: messenger RNA, 2130 nt
Organism: Ogataea philodendri
Lineage: Eukaryota; Fungi; Ascomycota; Pichiomycetes; Pichiales; Pichiaceae
Exons: 1
Coding region: 1-2130 (709 amino acids)
Biological process (GO): chloride transmembrane transport
Cellular component (GO): cortical endoplasmic reticulum
Molecular function (GO): chloride channel activity
Source: RefSeq, a predicted model, not a curated record
AUGAGUCAAGAGGCAGUUUCAGAACUCAAGCAGCGAGGCACAGCCAACGCUAAGGUCAAUCCACCUGCCCCUUCCGUGUCAGGCAGUUCCAGCCCGGUGAAGACCCAAUCCAGGGGUCCAAUUGGCAGUUUGGAGCAUCUGAAGCCGGAUUUCGUCCUCAAGGUACUCUAUCUGGUUGAUCCAAAGACGCUCGAGCCUCAAACAGAGUCCGAUACCAACCUGACUAGACUGGUCAAGGCGUUGGACCUGAGCGGGUUCCAGGUCAGCAUCAGACCGCACCUUGAUUCCAACCAUCUUUUAGUGUUUAUCAAGUUGAACGAUGAUCUUUUCGCCAAGCUGGCCAAAAAGUCGCAGGAAGUGGCUUCUUUUUACGGAGUCGUUACGCCUGAAGAGGUCAGCACAGCAGAAAGACUCAGACUUGUCUACUCAAAGCUCACGGGUCUCAAGACUGACGGAAACGCAGAAAUCACCGUGGCUGAAGGAAGUUGGAAGUUCAUCGAGACAUGUGUCCCUGUUGCCAACCACGAUGCCAUCCAGAAGGAGGCAAAGGACGUCAUCGGCACGCUUUCCAAGUUUUUCAACUCGACGUUCGCAGAACACCAGUCCAAGUUCCUGCUCGAAAAUUACGGCACACUGCCAGCUUUCUACUUCGACCUCAACAGCUUGUACAUUAACUGGCUUUGUAUUUUGUCCAUUAUUGGUUUAGUCUGCAACAGUUUCUUUGGAAGAUACUCAAAAGUGUUCACUGUUCUGAACCUGCUGGUCUCUUUGUUUUUCUACUUAGACUGGUUUGCCAAAGAGAGAUAUGACUCUAGAAACUGGAAAUUGACCAACGUCUCGCUGCUGGAGACCGCCAGACCAGACGGAAAGGUCAAACCGCACCAGGUGCUGCUCCGCAAGUUCUUAUUCAUCCCAAUUGCCAUUGGUGCCGGUUUGACGUUGAUUUUUUACCAACUGUCGUGUUUUGGAAUUGAGAUCCUGCUCACCGAGCUUUACCAAGGUCCGCUCAAGUCGUACCUUUCGCUAGUUCCGACAAUUUUGAUUUGUUCGAUCGUUCCUAUUGUCACUGCUAUCUACACGGCAGUCGUCAACAGCUAUCUGUCGUUCGAGAACAAUGCUACCAGGAUCUCUCACCGCAAGUCGUUCUUGGUCAAGAUCUUUGUUUUCAACUUCUUAGCAAGCUACAUGGCCCUGUUCAUCACCUCGUUCAUCUACCUUCCUUUCGGUUACAAGCUCAACUCCUACCUGCCUCACAUUGACUCUUACGCAGAAAAGGUGUCCAGCUACAGAACCUAUAUUCCUAGAAUCCCGUUGCUCCAGUCGGACUACGAGAUCAACAAGCUCAGACUCAACUCCCAGUACAACUAUUUCAUUCUAACCAACCAGAUUGUUGGACUGUUGUUGGAGUUUGUGCUUCCAUUGGUUCUGGGCAAGAUUUUCGCUUUGCCAAAAGUGAAGUCCUUGACUGGUCCUGCUAAGCUACUGGAAAUUAAGCUCACAGACCCUCCUCAGGAGAAGGAGUAUUUGGACAGUGUGAGAAAGCUCGUUGAAUUACCAGAGUUCUCUGUUGACGACGAGUUCCGGCAAUUGGUGAUUCAAUUCGGAUUCCUUGCUCUGUUUGGUCCUGUCUCGUCUUUGGGUCCGGUCAUCUCGUUGGUAAUCGAGCUUAUCCAGUCCAAGGCCGAUUACUUCAAGCUGCUGAAACUCACCAGACCCCCAGUGCCAGAGAGAACAGAAAAUGUCUACCCAUGGACUGCUUUCCUCAAGGUUCUUGUUCUUGUUGGAACUGUUUCUUCUUCUGCCAUCACUCUGAUGUACAACGGCGGAGAUAUUGUUGCUUCUGUUUCGCAGUCGUCCGUCAAGACCAAUUGGUACCUGAUUCUUCCAUUUAUUGUUGUUGGUGUUCUUUUCGUGCAAACCGUCUCGUUCUUUGGCGAGGCCAUCAUCAGCGAAUACUUCUCGGAGACUUCUCCAGAAAGCCUCAAGAAAGAACAGGCCAUUGCAAGACUGUUUGAGAGAGACGAGGAAGAGCCAUCGAAGUCCACCUACUACAACAACGUCGACGAUCUGCUCAAGUUCGCGUCGAUCUUGCCAAAGAGAAUCGUGGUGGAGGAUAAAAAAGCCAAAUAG